Molecule: messenger RNA, 926 nt
Organism: Annulohypoxylon maeteangense
Lineage: Eukaryota; Fungi; Ascomycota; Sordariomycetes; Xylariales; Hypoxylaceae
Product: shwachman-Bodian-diamond syndrome protein
Exons: 3
Coding region: 298-657 (119 amino acids)
Source: RefSeq, a predicted model, not a curated record
ACAUGAUGAUCGAAUGGAGGAAACAACAGCUUCUUGAAAAGCAUAUUUGAAGCUCUGUACGCCUAGAACUACUUCUUAAUUUUCUUCUUUGUGUACUAAACCAUCUACUACUCUCAACACAUCUUCAACUUUAACAUCAACAUCAUCAGUCUUCAACCCUUCCAAGAAUACAUCACUCUCGACCAACUUUUAACCAAGACCAUUUGACAGUCAAUAUUGAUUGCCAAUUCCUAAAGCCUUCACCUGUAAAUCUUAUUAAUUCACUCUUUUACACAACUUCAGUAUCAAUCGCCCAAAAUGACUAAGGGAGAAGCCACCCAAGUUAAGGUCCACUACAAGGGCAAGGAUGAAGACUUCAUCAUCUUCAUUGACGACCUCGGGACAUACAAGAAGUGGCAGACUGACAAGUCUAUUCCUAUGGCCCACUUCAUCUCUGCCUUUAAGAUCUUCGUGACACACAAGCAAGGAACGCAAGGUCAAAUGGAUGGCGCCUCUAAGUCGACUCUCGAUAACGAGUUCGGUGUUUCUAAUGAGGAGGAGGUCAUCAAGAAAAUUUUAGAUAGCGGCACUCUUCAGGAGACAGAGUUUCCUGAUCGCCAAGGACCCAAGAAUGAUGCUCAGCAAGGCUCCAUCGUCACUGGUCAGGUUUCAAGAUAGGAUCGCAAAUAUCCUUGCCGGUAGAACCCGAGGAAAGCUGUUGCGCCAUACUUUAAUAGUAGAUCACGUUGAUGAUUGAGACGGCAGCAUUCAAAUAUGCUAGGGCUGUCAUUGUUUAAUGUUCCUACGAAUCAUCAACCAACAUGAAUUUUACAGGCGAUGAUUACGGUUUAGCUACCUUCUAGUUAGCGAGGAACAUUUUCGCGAUGGAUUUGUAAAAUACGCGUAGCUAGCGACAUUUAAAUCCUAUAUGGUUCAAGUCCGGAAAU